This is a messenger RNA of Grus americana (Whooping crane), 7359 nucleotides long. RefSeq names its product CD101 molecule (gene CD101). The transcript has 9 exons. Bases 65 to 3082 code for a protein of 1005 amino acids. NCBI's taxonomy places the organism in Eukaryota, Metazoa, Chordata, Aves, Gruiformes, Gruidae. The record is from RefSeq and is a predicted model, not a curated record.
CACUAUUGCUCAUGAGAGCCUUCCACCACCCCUCUGGGAGAGGACCCAAGCAGAGCUGUUUCCCAUGGGGCUGGCAUGGUGCCUGGCGGCUGCCUUCCUCCUCCUCCUCCUAGGUUUGAGCACUGGCCAGCGGGUGGUGACUGUUCAGAAGGGGCCCCUCUACCGUGUGAAGGGGUCCCACGUCAUGCUGUGGUGCAAGGUGAGCGGCUACCAGGGCCCAGCGGAGCAGAACUUCCAGUGGUCCAUCUACCUGCCUUCGGCCCCUGAGCGGGAGGUGCAGAUUGUCAGCACCAUCGACCCCUCCUUCCCCUACGCCAUCUACACCCAGCGCGUGCGCAGCCGGGGGAUCUACGUGGAGCGGGUGCAGGGGGAUGCUGUCCUACUGCACAUCACUGAGCUGCAGGACCGGGAUGCUGGAGUGUACGAGUGCCACACGCCCAACACUGACGAGAGGUACUUUGGGAGUUACAGCGCCAAGACGAACCUCUCAGUGAUCGCAGACACCCUUUCCGCUUCCAUGGUGCCCCAAGUCCUCACCCGUGCUGAAGGGGAGGCAGUGGAGCUCACCUGUGAGGUGUCCAAGUCCACCACCCAGCACACGCAUCUCUCUGUUGGCUGGUACCGUCUUCAGGGAGCAGGAGAGAGUCACGUCGAGGAGGUCCUCACCCUCUCCAAGGACUUUGUCUUGAGACCAGGGCCCUCUUAUGCGCAGAGGUUUCUGGUGGGGGACGUGAGGCUGAACAAGGUUGGGAACACCACGUACAAGUUCUUCCUCGGGGGAGUGCAGCCAUCCGACCGGGGGCAGCUGUACUGCGAGGCAGCCGAGUGGAUUGAGGAUCCUGAUGAGACGUGGAAGGACAUUUCCCGUAAGCAAACGGGAAGGACAUCGCUGGCGGUCAUGAGCCAGGGCAGAGACCUCUCCGUGGACAUAGCUGCUGCUGAAAGCUCCCUUUCUGAAGGUGAUACCUUGCAGCUAAAUUGCGUGGUGGGAGCCCAGAAGAGCAGCAGCAGGCACUUCCAAGUGCUUUGGCUCCUCAACAGAGUGGAAGUGGCCAGGGUCGACCCCCAUGGGGUAUUGAUUUUGGAGGAAGAGUAUGAGGAGAGAGCCAAGCUGGGGAAGCUCCGAGCAUUCAAGCAAAGCAACACGGUUUAUGUCCUCACCAUCUAUGAGGUGGGGCUGAAGGACAAUGGUAUUUACCAUUGCUCUGUUUCGGAGGUGAAGGCUCCUGGAGAUUUUCACAGCAUCCAAACCAAUCUGUCAUCAGGCAUCCAAGUCGCCGUGAAGCCAAUAGAGAGCCGCACACGCUUGUCUGUGUCCGCCAGCACGCCGCAGGUCGUGGCGGGAGAUGCCUUGACCUUCCUUUGUGAGGUGCAAGGAACGACCAACCCUGUGUCCGUGCGGUGGUGGCACCUGCCACCACAGCACCUGGGUCCCCGGGUGCUGGUGGCCACCAUGGAGCAGGAUGGCACCCUCAGCCUGGGCAGCGUCUACCGGGACGGUGGGACUCGGGGGAGCCUCCGGCUGGAGAAAGCCAGCUCCGGCACUUUCACCCUGGUGAUCCCCAACACGUUGGAUGAGAGUGACGGCGGGCAGUAUGGGUGCGAAGUGACGGAGUGGUCCCGAGGCCAGAGCUGGACAAAGGAGAGGGAGACAGCGGUGACAGUCAGCUCCAUGGCUCUUGGUCUGCAUGCCACGCUCAGAAGCCGAAUUGUCACCGUCAGAUACGGGCAGAGUUUUGAACUUGAUUGCCAAGUGAGUGCUGGCUACGCCCUCGAGAAGGUGCCGGUGUCUGUGGGGUGGCUCUUCCAGCCCAGCCCACCCACCAGUCACUACCACAAGCUGGUCCAGGUCCUUCCCAACGGCACCAUGAACUGGGGGACAGCACAGCCACACUUCCAAGGGAAAGCCCAGCUGAUGAAAGCUGCCGCCUCCUUUCGGCUGCACAUCCACAAUAGUGUGGCUGCUAAUGAGGGGACGUACCAGUGUGAGGUGGAGGUCUGGAGGAGGAACGCCCUGCCGCAGGGGCAGCCAGCUGCCACCACCAGGUCCAACGCUGUGGGGAUAAAGGUGGUGCUGCCAGAAAGCAAGCUUCAGGUAGCUACGAAAGAGAGCACUGUGGAGAUUGUCGGUGGUGCUGACACAACCAUCGAGUGCAGGAUCAUGUUCACCCAGAAUAAUUCUCAAUUCGCUGUUACCUGGUACCUCGUACGUUCUUCAGCAGAUGCAACCCCUCUGCAAAUUGUAAGGGCUGACUACAGCAGCGUGCUGGAAUACGGGUCUGAGUUCAGCUUGCCUGCACAAAAGUCCCGAUUCCUGAGCCAGAGGGUGUCCAGCAAUGUUUUCUGGCUGCAGAUACUCUCUGCAGACUCCAGUGACGAGGGCAGGUACUACUGUGUGGUAGAAGAAUGGCUCUGGCUGGUGGAUGGCUGGUACAAACUUGGAGAGGGAACAUCGGGAAGGACCACGCUGGAGUUCAAGCUCCCAGAGCAUGAACUGCAGCUGGAGAAAACCAACCACAGCAUCUCAGUGAGGGAGGGCAAGGAGAUGACGCUGCACUGCCUGCUGCAGGGUGCCCGCCUGCCCACCACCCGCCUCUCAGCCACCUGGUUUCGGGGGGAGGAGAGCAGCCACGUCAGGCCCCUGCUCACCUUCCACCAUGACGGCACCAUCAAGUACCCCCAGGACAGCCUGGCUGGGAGGCUGCAUCUCCGCUGCCCCGCCACCGGUGACUUCAGCUUGAUGUUGCCCAGCGUGGAGGAGAGCGAUGCUGGGGUGUAUUUCUGUGAGGUGCAGGAGUGGCAGCAGCAGAGUGAGGGGAAGAGCUGGGCUCCGCGAGCCUUGGCGCGCUCGGGGUACACCCAGCUCACCACCAUCCCACCAGAGCCACCUGUUUUGUCUAUGAUCUGCUCAUCCCCACCACUGCUGAACUUCAUCCUAUACUUACCACUGGUUCUGAUCCUUCUCCUGGCCCUUGGUGUUUUCUGCUGGUACUUCAAAUUCAGAAAAAACAACAGGGGCAACAUCACAGGAGAAGACCAAUUGAUGGAACUGCAAGGGACUGGAGGGGUCAAGAAAACUUAGCUGGCCUAUAAUGGCAGAUGUAACGUGAAGGAGCAGAGCUAGACAGCUGAGGAGGACUGAAUACUUGCAGAGGGGCUUUUUAUUGUUUUGUAGUAGCUCUUGCAAUGAAUCCUUGAAAUUGUGUGUUUAUUUUCAGUGGAAUGAAGUGGUUUUGAAUUACUAAGCAAAUAGGGUUUUCAUAACAGGUGUUCCUGUCUCUUAGGUUAGGUACCCACCUAUUUCACACUUUGUUCAUUGUGGUAUAUUUGAGGUCCUUGCAGUACGCAUUUCCCACUGUGGAUAGAAGUGGUGUUAUUCCUCUACAGGUAUAAAGGAAAAAACCAGCUCUUUUUGCACUGUGACACAAAAGUAUCAAAUUGCUUCUCAUUUCAGGUGACUUGACAAAAUCUAUGUGGUGCGCAGGCUAAAAAACAGUGGCAGAGCUGGAAAUGGCGUAUUGGUGUCCCAUUUAAGGCAUUGCACUUGGCUUAGCCAGGGAAACUCUCAGACACUGCUGCCCCCUUGUUUUGAGAGUGCCUGUGCCCAAAGAGCAUCAUCUUCGAAAGGAAAUGGGUCUUCAUCACAAAACCUGUCACAGGAACACAAGAACUGAGCAAGGCUGCCUGGGGCUGAAGAAAGUCCAUAGCAGGGGUACCAGAGCCAUCCACAAAAAAAGUCCUGCUGACCAUUGGGACCAAGGGACUCGUAUGGAGUCUUGGAUCCCAGAAGGAAGAAGUGGACACCAUGCCAUCUUGGAGAUGAGUGUACGAAGACUUUCUGGCUCCUUUCUUUGCUGGGACUGCUGUAGGAGAAGACAGCAUCCAGCCCCUCAUGCCUAGGCUGUCUUACGGGUCAGGAAGCUGCAUGGCUGGGACCUGAUAGACAUCUCCAGGUUGCACCAUGCAAUAAAAAAAGCCAUGCAUGUUCUUACGGGGCAGCUCCUCUAUGCUCUGGGCUCACGUUUUCAAGGCUGAGGAGCUCUGCUACCUGAAGGCUGGCUGAUGCAUUAGAAGAAAGGAGAUUUCAAUCCAGUCCCUAUAAGUCAAGGGAUACUCAACCCCUAAUUGUACAAAGUGGGAUGUGGUCCCACCGAGUUGUAAGGUCAGGUGUCACGGUGACACUCAAAGCACUGUCCUCAGACCAAAGCAGCCGUAUGGAAAUCAUGGCAGAUGUUUAUGAGCCCUGCUUCCUUUGACCAGAGGAAGGGUUGAAGACACCACAGCACCUCUAGAUGAUCUGUUGAAGUCCUUCACUUUCCUUACAAUUAGAAAAACUGCCUGUCCUGUAUCCCGAGGAACUGGCAGGUGCUUCAGUCCCUUUCUCCUUGAAAAAGCACUUUUUGCAUAAGUUUGAAGGCUACUGCUCUUGUUUCCCUGUUCAGCCACCUCUGUCUCUGCUGGCUGGCUCCAGCUUGCUCAGCCUCGUGCAGUUUUUCCCUUUUGCUGCCCUGACCCCAUCUGUCUGUCCUGUGGCGUGAGUGCUCAGAGCUGCACGUGGGGCUCUCUGCAGAGGUUCCCCCCCUGCCUUGUGGGUUAUGUCCCGUUUACACAUCCCAGUAGGAUGUUUGAUUUUCUGUGCGCGUGUGACAGCGCAGCACUGUUUGCGCUUGCCUCGCAAUCGGCAGGCUCCUCUCCUGCAGAUUUGCUGUCUAGCAAGUUAUUUCUCCACUGUGUGUUCAGACUGUUGACUUUUCCUAUCUACUUGAAGCACCGUUUGCGUGGGUCUGUUGAACAGCUUUCCGCACCAGUUUGCGAAAGAUCCUGCUGUCUGUUUGUCUUAAUCCUGUCUCAAUAAUGCUUUAACUCAUGGACCAGUUUCAGUCUGUUUUGACAGAGAAACAGAUGCUCCCAGGACAUUAAACUCCUACAAGUUUCAUGAAAAGUGGUAGCUGGAUGAAGGAGAGGAGGCAGGCGAGUUGCCCUACCAAGGGAAGGCUGCAGUGUGAGUUGCCUGGCAGCCAGCCCUAGGCCAGCCGUACGUUGGCUGCCUGGCACCCAGUUUGUGAUUAGGGGAUACAGAAAGGAGAUGUAGGUGUGUUAGGGCAUCGGAAAGAAAAGAAAGAACCAUUUUUGACCAUAAACUAUUAACAAUUUAAUUGUGCACCUAGUUUAUCUACCAAUUUUGUGCUGUCCCUCUGUGUUUCUGUUUAGAUUGUUUCCUUAGCUUGCCCAUAACAGUACCUUGGGACCAUACUUCACAAGCCUUGGUGAAGCCAAGAAUCUAUGUCGUCUACUGCUUACCUCUUCCCACAAGGCUUGCAGCCGCCUUGCAGGGAUGAUUAAAUAGGUCUGACAUGCUCUGUUCUUGUUUAAAAAAAAGUUUGGUGGGUUUUUUUACAUUCUUCUGGGUGCUUGUAAGUACUUCGUCCCUGUGUCUCUCUGAGGAUUGCAAUUAAGAUGUGAGUGUUCAGUUUCCCCUUCUUUUUUAAAAAUAAUCUUGCCAUCUUCUUGUCACUUGGUAUCUCUCACCUCUUCAAGAUGUUAUUGCAGCAAACCACUAACAGGUGGCUUGACAACCCAUUCUUUACGUGUCUUAGGAUGAACCUCACCAAGAUCAGCCUUCUGCUCAAAAAUCUAAGUUAUUUAGAUUGCGACUCAUUACCAGAGUGCUGGGCUGGUGGCAUGGGACAGCCCCUGCCCUGCUGCAGCAUGUGUGUGUGUGGGUCAGUCUCCAUAAGCCAUGCAAGCCCUGUGAGUGACCUGGCUGGGUUCAGUGCAUCCCCCGAGCCCGGCCACCUUGGCUCUCCGUUGCAGGUGUGUGGAGACGUCUCUGCUGCCAUCUGAUUUUCACGUAAAAAGCUGCAGACUCUCCUGCAACAUGAGAUUUUUCUGUCUGGUGGACUGGGGGAAGAAGGUGGGCAGAGAGAGGAAUGUUUCUCUGUCAAUGGGGUGCUUCUGUUUCAUUUUGGUUCAGUUAACCAGAGGCUUGUGUAAGUAGCAGCUUUCUAUUCACACAGGUUUAGAGGUUUUAAUUUAAGUUUCUAAAGUGUGCCCAGGGCCUUGAUGAAAGGGUCUGCAAGAAGAAUGUGUGUUUUUGCAGUGCCGGGGUGUUUUCCUCCUCCCCCCCCCCCGGCUUUGCUGGAUCACUGCCAAACCUUUCAGCUAUAUUUUUUAAGAUGUAUUUUUUUCCAUGAGUGAACUUUGGAAGAGUUGUAACUUAUCACAGCAAAAACUCCAAAACAGUCCUAUUUUUAAAGAGAACAUUUCACUCAGCUGAGGUAAAUGCAUGAGAGGGAGAGAGAUGUGUGUGCAUGGUGAGUCAGGGGAUGGUGAUGAUUUUGCUGCCAGGGCUCCCCAAGUCCAGCCUCUGAUAUAAAGUAGAACAGCUGAUAAAAUAUAUAUUUAGCUGUUAUAACCUCAGGGGGGAAAACUGUGCAACAGUGCAGACCCUGCAGCACAGCAGUGCUCCUGUCGCACCCUGUCCCCCAGAUGUGCCCUUGCCCAGGGAAUGUCCUGUGUGAGGGCAGCGUGUGGUGGGAAGGUCCAGGGUCCUUUCAUAGGUUUUAAAGCAGUUUGAAGGUGCUACAGGGCAAUAAAAAGCUGGGUCCAAGAGGGAUUAAUCCACUGCGAAGCAGUUGCACAGGGCUACAGAAACACAAAAGCUGUGUUGUGCUCUUGCGUUUCUAUAGGAAGGUAUGGAAACUGUAAGGCAAGGGGAGAGCAGCACUGCCUCUGAGGCAAGCGAGCAAUACCCUGCAGUGUGGCAAGACCCUCACUUGUUCAGAAGAUGGAUGACAUGAGGGCCGGACAGGUGGGAAUAUAACUCCUGCGUUGCCUCCUGGAAUGCUUUUAUGGCACCUGCCUUUGGGCAGGGGCAAGGCCAGUGCUCAGUGACCUGCCAGGGCGGCUCACCCAACGUGCAGUGGGACAAAGGAUUGCACCAGUGCCUCUCUCACCUGAAGAUGGGUGCGCCAAGGACCUUUCGUUGCAAGGCUCCUCUAUCCUGUGAAGAGGCAGGGUGGGUGAUGAAUUGGUUGCUGCGCAGGAGCGGUGGGAAGCAGCUUGAAAGCAAGGAGAUAUUUUGCAUCCUCUGGCAGCCCAUGGCUCAGGGUUUCUGUGCCUGCCCUGCUCCCUAGGAGCAGAGGUCAGAGCAGCAGUGUGCUGUCCUGCACUGCCAGGGCAAGGUUGUUGAGGAAGGUUGCCAAACUUUCAAGAAAUGCUUCUAAACAAAUGACUUGGAGUUCUCCUGGGAGGUCCCUUCUCAAGCAGCAUUUCUUCAUUCGUUCCUAUUAACUCUGGGUUGGUUUUGAAAUUUCACAUUUGGUUUUCUUCCUGUGAUAAAAUAUUUAAAAUCUGGAA